CCCCCCCAAAAAAAAAAAAACAUCUCUUCUUGGGUCUGCAGAUUUUCCCUGAAGUUUAAAUUGAUAGUCAUUUUGAAGGUGGGGGAUAGAUUAGUGGAAACAGUUAGGUGUAGGGUCAUUUCUUUUUCUUUUUUUUUUAUUCCUUUUGUGUUUCACAGUAGAUAUUGUCUGCCUUUUUCUGUAAAACACACAAAAAUAAAAACAAAAAAACAUUUAUUUUAUUUCAGUUCAUCCCUCUCCCUCUUUAUAUCUGUUAUUUCAUCCUCUUUCGUUUCUCAGACUCUUCUCCAAAAUCCUAAACGCAAAAGAAGUAUCAGUCAGUUCAGCUAAGGAGAGCAGAGUUCUAUAAAGAAAGCCGAAAUGUACUGUCUUUGACAUGUUAUAAGCUGGAAACAUUGCCAUUACUUGAAUGGAUGCUAUGCUCUAAAUCUCUUAGAAAAGUCAAAAACCAGCUACUCUAUUGGGUUUUCUGGGAUUUAUUCAUUUUCCAGGAAAGUUUAAGGAGAGAAAUGAAAGCUCAGAUGGCAUAAGUUUUUGGGCUUUUAGAAUUGAAGAAAAGAGGUGGAGAUGUCUGGAAAGCUUCUAAAUUCUUUCAGGGAUGAAAACAGAGAUUUGCAGAAGCAGAUAGGUUGCAUGAAUGGAAUAUUUCAGUUCUUUGAUGGCCGGCAUUUUCUCAGCAAACGCCGAAUCAGCAGCCAAAACCAGAAGAGACUACCUCCAGGUCAAAGUGGCAACCAUGGAAUGGAAUCCAGCAGUAUGACGCAGGAAACCAUAGAAAAUCUCCCAAAGGAGGAGGCCGUGAAAGAGAAGCAGGGAGUCUCAGUCGAAUCCUCCAGAACCUCUGUUUCAUCCUCUUGUUCAUCUACAUUUUCGUCAGUUGAUUGCAAUAAAAUAGCUCAUCCUGAACCAUCUUCCUUCGGCCAUAGCAUUUUCCCUGGAACCAAACAGUCCCUUGAUCUCCGGGAUGUUGUCAAGGACUCAAUCUCCAGGGAAACAUAUGGGUUAUCACUCAAGACUAAAGUGAAAGGAGUGAGACAUGUUGUGAAGAAUGUAGAUUCCCCAAGGCCAUUGCAGCUGUCUAAAUCUGUAAAUCCGGAAGUUUCUAGUCUGGAUGGAUCGUUUCGAGUUAUUGCUAAGCUUCGUGAAGCACCUCAAAGUUCCAACAAAGAGAAGUCUCGGGCAUUGUCACUAAAGGAUGCCCCUCGGUUCUCUUAUGAUGGAAGGGAAUCACGAGAUACAUGGAAAUCUUCCAUAAAGCUCAAAGAGCUCUUCCCAAGACUAUCAUUGGACAGUAGAGAAGGAUCCAUCAGGAGAUCUGCUUUUGAAUCCAGAUCAAACUAUCUUUUAGAUGAUCUACAGAGGAGAAAUGGGAAGACCAUUGAGCCAGAAAGUACUAAACAACCAACUAGUGUGGUAGCAAAGUUAAUGGGAUUAGAAGUUUUUCCGGAUUCUGUGUCCGGUAAAGACGAUCAGGAAAGGAAGAUUAAAUGUUUCCCUGAUGAGGGUCUUGAUACAAUUUCAAAUUCAUCAAGAAAAGCUGAUGAAAGCAAGCAUAACCAAGUUUCGAGGUCUCCAAGAACUCUCCAGAGAGAACCUGCCUCGCCUCAGUUGAGAAAUGUUAAAGGAAAAUCAAAAUUUCCACUAGAACCAGCUCCUUGGAGGCAGCCAGAAGGGAAUCGAGGCAGUCGCAAACCAGUUUUCAUAUAUCGGGAAGCAAACACAAAGACCCAAAAUUCAUGCCCUUCUGUUUACAAUGAAAUUGAGAAAAGGUUGACAGAACUUGAGUUUAAAAGAUCUGGCAAGGAUCUGAGAGCUCUUAAACAGAUACCUGAAGCAAUGCAAAAAACUAAGGAGAAGCUAGAUGCCUCAGAUUCAGAGCCUCAAACAAGCACUCCCAUCCCAAAUUACCGCAACUUUGGUCAGAAUUCUAUAUUACCAAUACAGCGCAGCCAGAUUACUCCCACCAUGAAAUCAGAAUCCUCUAUUGUGAUCAUAAAACCCGCUAAAGUUGUUCAAAAACCGAGAAAUGCGGGUUCCACUGCAAUCCCAAUUGAGGGUAUAUCGGGCCUCCACAUACUCCGGACCAGAAGUAAUACAGAUAGCAGAAAGGAUUCCGUUGACAAACAAACAGCCAAAGAUCUGACUCCGAGAAACAACCAUUUUAGAGAACCUUCAUGCCGGCCUGUCAACACAAACUACAAAGGCAUGAGCCCAAGACUACAACAGAAGAAGCAUGGGAUGGAGAAGCAAUCUCAUCCAACCAUCCAGACAUCUGAUUCACGCAGGGCCAGAAGGCAUUUGACUAAGCAGCAAAUACAAGCAGGUUCCCCAAGUAGAAAAUUCAAGCCCAAAUCUCCCAAUUUGCAACACAGUGAUGAUCAAUUGACUGAGUUCAGUAGUGAAACAAGACACCUGAGUCACCAAGGUGAUGCGAUUUCUGUACAAUCAGAAAGCAAUACAAGUUUGGCCUCAGAGACUAUGGACAUAGAAGUCACAAGCACUGAUCGCUCCAAAGAAAUCAAUGGUGCAAACCUGCACAAGAAUCAGAAAAAUGAGAUAGUGGCAAGGUUGAUUAAAGACAGAUCAAAAGCUGAACUAACAACAGCCACCUUGGAACAACCAAGCCCUGUCUCUGUUCUUGAUAUUACAUUCUACGGAGAAGAAUCACCGUCUCCUGUAAAGAAGAAAUCAAAUGCUUUUAAAGAUGAGGAGACCCUAAAUUCUGAUGAAGCGGAAUGGAAUUUGGUAGAUCUACAUGACUUGCUGAACAGCAAAAGACCACAUCUCAGCCCUGACUUUGGUCGAGAAAAAUUAGAAAACAUCAAGCACUUGGUUCAUAAGCUCAGACAAGUGAACUCCACACACAAUGAAGCUUCUACAGAUUACAUUGCAUCUCUUUGUGAGAACAAAAAUCCAGAGCAUAGAUACAUUACCGAGAUAUUGUUGGCAUCCGGAAUAAUGCUCAAAGAUCUAGGCUCAAGCUCGACAAUCAUUCAGUUCCACCCAUCGGGCCAUUUGAUCAACCCUAAUUUGUUCCUUGUCCUGGAACAAACUAAGGGCAGGAUUGAACUUCCAGAUGAUGAACGCAGCACUGAAAAGAUUGACAAAUCAAAAUUCAAUCAGAAAAUCCACAGAAAACUUAUAUUUGAUACUGUCAAUGAGAUCCUAGUCCACAAAGUAAGUUCAUUAGGUUUUUCUGAGCCAUGGAUCUCUCCAAACAAACUGGGAGUAAAAAGCCUCAGUGGACAGAAGCUUCUGAAAGAAUUGUGUUCGGAGAUGGAUCAUCUGCAAGCUAAACCCAAAUGUAGCUUAGGUGAUGAGGUUGAUGGUUUGAUAAGCAUCUUAAGUGAGGAUAUGAAGCAUCAAACACAAAAUUGGGAAGACUGCCAUACCGAGGUUCCAGGGGUAGUAUUAGACAUCGAGCGCCUAAUAUUUAAAGACCUGAUUGGUGAGGUUGUGAGCGGUGAGUUGGCUGGUCUGCAAUGUAGGCAAACCAAGCAUUGCAGGCAACUUUUUUCCAAGUAGUGUUUUGAUCUUCUAUUCCCUUCCAAUGUUUUCCUUCCCUCUUUUGUUUCUAGAGUAAAAGCAUAAUAAUUCAUGAAUGAGAACUGCAUCUGUUUGCUGGCCUGUAAAGAAAAUAUCUUCCAGUGUUUAUAAUUAUAACACAAAGUUUAUUAUACAAGAUGUAAAUAUAAGAAUACUUCAGCUUUUCAUUUUUU
This is a messenger RNA of Camellia sinensis, 3719 nucleotides long. NCBI's taxonomy places the organism in Eukaryota, Viridiplantae, Streptophyta, Magnoliopsida, Ericales, Theaceae. The record is from RefSeq and is a predicted model, not a curated record.